Molecule: messenger RNA, 420 nt
Organism: Leishmania major strain Friedlin
Lineage: Eukaryota; Euglenozoa; Kinetoplastea; Trypanosomatida; Trypanosomatidae
Exons: 1
Coding region: 1-420 (139 amino acids)
Source: RefSeq, a predicted model, not a curated record
AUGUUCCUUGUGAACGCGUCUGUUGCCGGUGCUUGUGGCGCGCUCUCCGGUGUGGUCGGAAAACUUGCUGUGGAGUCCAGCCGCGUCCCGUCGCUGGUGCGGAGCGGUGGCCUCUACCUGCAGCUGGACCUGGCCACCAUGGAGAUGGUGCAGGCUGUCGUGCCAUGGCUGCUGCGCAUCGUUUUCUUUCUCAUGAACGCCAUUCUUACGGGAUCGAUGUGGCGCUUCUACUUGAAGGCACUCUCGCAAGGUCCGACACCAGUGUGCCAGAUCCUGAAUACUGGCACGAACUUCGUGGUGAGCGCGCUGGCUGGGCUUGUGUUUUUCGAGGAGGAGGUGACACCGAUGUGGGGUGCUGGUGCGCUCUUGAUUGUCUUGGGCCUGGCGCUGGUAGUGUCCGACCCGCAAGUGAGCGUCUGA